This is a messenger RNA of Notolabrus celidotus (New Zealand spotty), 790 nucleotides long. It is a transcript of the gene rabif, whose product is annotated as RAB interacting factor. Gene Ontology annotation, molecular function: guanyl-nucleotide exchange factor activity; zinc ion binding. The coding region runs from base 354 to 749 and encodes 131 amino acids. Gene Ontology annotation, cellular component: cytosol; membrane. The transcript has 3 exons. Gene Ontology annotation, biological process: post-Golgi vesicle-mediated transport; small GTPase-mediated signal transduction. NCBI's taxonomy places the organism in Eukaryota, Metazoa, Chordata, Actinopteri, Labriformes, Labridae. The record is from RefSeq and is a predicted model, not a curated record.
AGCAUAGGUGCUAGCAUGUAUGCAUGGGCGGGGCUUGUGAUAGGUAUGGAUAUUGACUAUUUUUUAAACAAAGACUUGUACUACAUAUCCGGAUACAGACAAAUCUCUCGCUUUCGCUUGUUAUACAUGUUUUAAAUUGAAUGGUCAGAAUGUCAUGAAAUGCAUUAUUAUUUGCGGUUGUCUUUGUCCCUGACGUCCGCACUACAAAGUUUCUGAACGUUUUUAGUUCCGGUCCACCCUCCCUCUCUCCCUCUGUGUCCCACGGCUCUAUUAACGUUGUGGUAUUGCUCCAACAUAUAGCAUAUUAGCUGGUUGGCACUGGACAGUUACAUUAGAUAAUAAUCGGGUUCAAAAUGGACAAUGAACAGCAGUCCAAAGACAGUACGGACCGGUCCGACCUGGUUUCUGAGGAUGGCAAGAACAGCAAGUCUGUCGUGUGUCAGCGCUGCGGAUCCAAGGUGCUGUGCCCUGGGAUGGCUGUGUUUGCAGAGAAAGAGCUGUUCUUACCGUCCAUGCGUAAAAAGAGUGGCAUCAGCAGCACCACAGAGGGCUCAGUGGAUGGGGACACUCUGACAGCCCACUGGUUUGUGGACGACAUGUAUACUUUUGAGAAUGUGGGCUUCACCAAGGACGUGGGGAGAAUCAAGUAUCUCAUCUGUGCAGAUUGCGAGAUUGGACCAAUUGGCUGGCACUGUUUGGAUGACAAGAAAAGUUAUUACGUGGCUUUAGAAAGGGUGAAUCAUGCAUAGUCUGAAUUAGGGAUGACCACAAUAAAUCGAUUAUCGAUUAA